Arachis stenosperma is the source of this 2463-nucleotide messenger RNA. Its product is annotated as SNARE-interacting protein KEULE-like. Gene Ontology annotation, biological process: intracellular protein transport; vesicle-mediated transport. Gene Ontology annotation, cellular component: plasma membrane; secretory granule. Gene Ontology annotation, molecular function: syntaxin binding. Lineage: Eukaryota; Viridiplantae; Streptophyta; Magnoliopsida; Fabales; Fabaceae. Bases 179 to 2185 code for a protein of 668 amino acids. The transcript has 21 exons. The record is from RefSeq and is a predicted model, not a curated record.
ACAAUCUUGUUUACUUUUCUGAAUCAAAUAUAUAAACCCUCUCUUUUAAGUUAACUUAAAUCCCUUUCUUCCUCGCUUCGUCUUCACGCGCUUCUUCCUUCAUCCAUUUCUAAGGCCGUCAGCAUAUAAUCAAUCAGACAAUCACACGGAGGAAGCUCUACAGUACAGAUCAUCAAGCAUGUCUAUGUCCGAUUCUGAUUCCUCUUCUUCUUCUUCUUAUGCCGCCGACCACAAAAGUUUCAAGCAAAUUACCCGCGAACGAUUAUUACAUGAAAUGCUAAGGUCAGCAAAAACAGGUGAUUCGAAAUCGACUUGGAAGGUACUUAUAAUGGACAAACUUACUGUAAAGAUAAUGUCUCACUCAUGCAAGAUGGCCGAUAUUACCGAUGAAGGCGUCUCAUUGGUUGAAGACAUAUACAAGAGAAGGCAGCCCUUGCCCACAAUGGAUGCUAUAUAUUUCAUCCAGCCAACAAAAGAGAAUGUAAUUAUGUUUUUGUCAGACAUGUCUGGAAAGACACCCUUAUACAGGAAGGCAUUUGUUUUCUUCAGCUCAACCAUUCCUCGAGAAUUAGUUAUGGAGAUUAAGAAAGAUACAAGGGUGUUGCCCCGAUUAGGUGCACUGAAAGAGAUGAAUUUGGAGUAUUUUCCCAUAGACAGCCAGGGAUUCAUGACGAACAAUGAGAGAGCUCUGGAGGAGCUAUUUGGGGAUGAAGAGAAUAAUCGCAAAGGUGUUGCAUGUUUGAAUGUGAUGGCUCUGCGGCUUGCUACAGUGUUUGCUUCGUUAAGAGAAUUUCCUUUUGUUCGCUUCCGUGCUGCCAAGACACUAGAUCCAAUGACAAUGACUACUUUCCGUGAUCUUAUUCCCACAAAAGUUGCUGCUGGAGUGUGGGACUGCCUUAUGAAAUAUAAAAAAACUAUACCCAAUUUUCCUCAGACAGAGACUUGCGAGUUGCUCAUUCUUGACAGAUCUCUUGAUCAGAUUGCCCCUGUGAUACAUGAAUGGACAUAUGAUGCCAUGUGUCAUGAUUUGCUGAAUAUGGAAGGAAAUAAAUAUGUUCAUGAAGUUCCUGGCAAAGAUGGGGUACCACCUGAGAGAAAAGAGGUUCUUUUGGAGGAUCAUGAUCCUGUAUGGCUUGAGCUUCGCCAUGCACAUAUUGCAGAUGCAAGUGAAAGGUUACACGAGAAAAUGACCAACUUCAUUUCAAGAAACAAAGCAGCACAAAUCCAACAUGGAUCAAGAGAUAGUAAAGAAAUGUCAACAAGGGACUUGCAAAAGAUGGUCCAAGCACUACCACAAUACAGUGAACAAAUUGACAAACUCUCUCUCCAUGUAGAGAUUGCAGGAAAAAUUAAUAGCAUCAUUAGGGAGACAGGACUGCGGGAACUUGGGCAGCUGGAGCAAGAUAUUGUUUUCGGAGAUGCAGGAAUGAAAGAUGUCAUCAAAUUUUUUACUACUAAAGAAGACGCUACUCGUGAAAAUAAAUUGCGCUUGAUAAUGAUUCUUGCAGCUGUUUAUCCCGAGAAAUUCGAGGGAGAAAAGGGUAGAAAUUUGAUGAGGGUAGCACGGUUGACAGAUGACGAUAUAACCGCUGUGAAUAAUUUGAGAAUGCUUGGGGGACAGCCAGAUACCAAGAAAAGUUUGACUGCUGCUUUCGGUGGUCUUAAAUUUGAUAUCCAUAAGAAGAAGCGUGCUGCAAGGAAAGACCGUGCUGGUGAAGACGAGACAUGGCAACUAUCUCGCUUUUAUCCCAUAAUAGAGGAACUUAUUGAAAAACUUGCGAAGAAUGAUUUGUCAAAGGAAGAUUAUCCAUGUCUGAAUGAUCCAAGUCCAACAUUCCAUGGUUCACCAUUUGCUGGGGCUGCAAACCCAGUUCCUCCACCUCAGUCAAUGAGAUCAAGACGAACACCAACUUGGGCUCGACCACGUGGCUCCGAUGAUGGAUAUUCAAGUGAUUCGGUGCUAAGACAUGCAUCUAGUGAUUUCAAGAAGAUGGGGCGACGAAUUUUUGUAUUCAUUGUUGGUGGAGCUACCAGAUCGGAGCUUAGGGCUUGUCAUAAACUUACUGGAAAGCUGAAGAGGGAAAUUAUUCUAGGUUCAUCAAGUCUUGAUGAUCCUGCCCAAUUUAUUACGAAACUGAAGAUGAUGACCACACAUGAACUCUCACUGGAUGAUAUCCAGAUAUGAUGUCAUAUAUGAUGUUAUGGACUCGGAAACGAGCUUCAGAUAUGAUGUCUCUGUUGUAAAUUGUAAUAUAAUGUAAUCUUCUUGAUAUUGGAUAUUCUUUGGCAUUCGGCUUCUUGUGUUUCAGCCGAGUAACUGAAUGCAGACAGUAAAAAUAUACUCAGGAAAAUCUUAAUUGUUUACUAACCAAAAUAGUUGAAAUAAAUAAAUGAUUUAUGAACCGGAUCGUUCUGGUUUGAAACUAGUGCAUUUGCAGCCAUAAGAGGGAAAAAUAUCAAUUU